UCUCACGGGGAUUUAACCGGAAGCAGUAUGGUGUUAGACACUGUGACGCCAGCAAACACCCGGACACCGGAGUCACAGACAAGCAACAGCCGUGCGUCCCUGUCUUUGUCCAGAUUGAGCUGCUGAAGCCGAAAGAUGUCUUUGUAUGGACUGAACCUGGUCAACAGCCACCUGGACUCGAACCCACCCAGCGUCAGUCUGGUAGUCUUGGAGCAGAGUGUGUGAUGCUCUCCAAGGCGUUCUUCAUCAAACACGCCAGCGACUCUCUGAGGAAGAGAUUUGCCGAGAUCAUCCAGCCAUACCCUGAUGAGGAGACAUUACAGGACAGCCUCCAGACGAAGGUCAACUGGGAACUCUACAAACGUUCUCUAAUACUUCAAGUAGCCGCCCACAGACAGGCUGUCAUCCCUAGACCGCCUAUAAUGACAUACAUGCCAUAG
Messenger RNA from Candidula unifasciata, 440 nucleotides. Lineage: Eukaryota; Metazoa; Mollusca; Gastropoda; Stylommatophora; Geomitridae. The record is from the annotation of a GenBank genome assembly.